Athalia rosae (coleseed sawfly) is the source of this 1538-nucleotide messenger RNA. Its product is annotated as 3'(2'),5'-bisphosphate nucleotidase 1. The record is from RefSeq and is a predicted model, not a curated record. Gene Ontology annotation, biological process: phosphatidylinositol phosphate biosynthetic process. Bases 484 to 1404 code for a protein of 306 amino acids. Gene Ontology annotation, molecular function: 3'(2'),5'-bisphosphate nucleotidase activity. The transcript has 6 exons. Lineage: Eukaryota; Metazoa; Arthropoda; Insecta; Hymenoptera; Athaliidae.
ACCUCUGAAUACCUUUUCUGAGUGUUACUCACAAUCAGCCCAUGACCCGGAUGACUGAUAUAACUGUUCAUGAUAUUAGAGUAUCGUGCUUCCACCAUUUUCCACCUUCCGAUUGAAUUACGUAACGGAUUAGUGUAACCGAUGCAAUACAACAAUGACCAUAAUCGUGACAUCAAUCUCCUCAACAACCAUUGCGGCCUUGAAACCAACGCAUUGGCUCGAAUGAAAUGAGACGAGAGCUGAAGAAAGCGACAGAGCGUAGAAAUUAUAUAGGAUAGGAAAACAACCGGCUCGUGUAAAAGAUACUCCACGCUAGAAUUGGACCAAAAAAUCGACCUGUACAGUCAACAGAAACAUUCAUUUGAGUUUUUGCAGAUUGACCUCGUGCAGAGUAAAACUAUACAGAAAAGUAAGAGUCUGGUCUGGUCCGGUAGUCUUGUGUGAAUUGGGCAUGUGAAUUGAGCUACAGAAUACAACAUCAAAAUGGCUCAAAGUGCUCCGCUUCUAUUGCGCGUCGUUGCCUCUUCGGUAAAUGCUUCGGCACGUGCUGGUAAAAUAAUAAGAGACAUUAUGAGCCAAGGCGAUUUAAGCAUCGUGGAAAAGGGUAAAAAUGAUCUACAAACUGAAGCCGAUCGUUCAGCGCAAAGAUGUAUACUAGCCUCUCUCAGUAGACAAUUUCCAAAUGUCACCAUAAUCGGGGAGGAGGAUUCUUCAAAUUGCGAAGUACCGUCUGAUUGGGUGGUAGCCGAAUCGGAUCCGGAUGUCCUAGGGAUCAAACUGCCACCUCAUUUGGAGAAUUUGGAAGACAAGGAUUUGUGCAUCUGGGUCGAUCCCCUGGACGGGACUUCCGAGUACACUCAAGGCCUCGUCGAGCAUGUGACCGUUUUGAUAGGGGUUGCAGUUCGGGAGAAAGCUAUCGGCGGAGUAAUUCAUCAGCCGUAUUAUAAAAAUCCCGAUAACGGUGAACUAGGUCGUACAAUGUGGGGCAUCGAUGGUGUCGGAACGGGUGGUCUCAAGUUGAUCGCACCCCCCGAAGGAAAAAGGGUCAUCACAACGACACGUUCCCAUUUCGACAGUACGGUAAAAUCCGCAAUGGACGCAAUGGGAGCCGAUGAAGUCUUGAGAGUCGGAGGUGCGGGGCACAAGGUUUUGCUUCUUCUUGAGGGGAAAGCGCAUGCUUACGUCUUCGCUAGUGCGGGUUGUAAACGUUGGGACACUUGUGGUCCCGAGGCGAUUCUUCACGCGUUCGGAGGAACACUUACCGAUGUUCACGGUGAACGUUAUUCUUACAACGCUGAAACUGGUCAUCCAAAUAAAGGCGGUGUUUUAGCUACUGCGCCUGGCCAACCACAUUCUUGGUAUUUGGCACGCAUUCCAGAUGAGAUUAAACAAAAAUUGGUAUAAUCAAGUGACGGUAUUCCAAGUAUUCAUGUGUACGAGAAUCAAUUAAGUUUAAAAAGUUACAUCGCAUUUAUUGUAUCCAAAACUUCAAAUGAUUUCUUUUUACUGUAAAUACAAAAUAAAUAGCAACACACUCU